Lactuca virosa is the source of this 423-nucleotide messenger RNA. The record is from the annotation of a GenBank genome assembly. Lineage: Eukaryota; Viridiplantae; Streptophyta; Magnoliopsida; Asterales; Asteraceae.
AUGAGUAGUAGUGGUAUGUGUUUCACAGUUGAGGUGAUUGAUAAUGUAGUUGUGGGUGUAGAAGAACCAUGGAAUGAUCAUUGGUUACCAUUUACGAAUCUAGACUUGCUUGUCCCACCGUUUGACAUUGGUUUUUUCUUCUGCUUCAAGAAAACAUCUAAUGAAAGUUUCUCCACCGUAUUAAGCACCCUCAAAGCUUCCUUAUCUCGAUUUCUUGCAGUCUACUACCCCCUCGCCGGCGAUAUCAUAUGGAAUCAAGCCGUCGGAGAGAAUCAAAUUCACUGCAACUAUCAAGGCGUUGACUUUAUCACAACUACUGCAGACUUGCAGCUCAAGGAACUCAAUUUUUACAAUCCUAAUGAGAUCAUUGAGGGUAGACUAAUGCCAAAGAAAUCACGUGCAGCGUUAGCUAUUCAGGUGUGA